Messenger RNA from Charadrius vociferus (killdeer), 1206 nucleotides. RefSeq names its product proteinase-activated receptor 3-like. Gene Ontology annotation, cellular component: membrane. Lineage: Eukaryota; Metazoa; Chordata; Aves; Charadriiformes; Charadriidae. Gene Ontology annotation, molecular function: thrombin-activated receptor activity. The record is from RefSeq and is a predicted model, not a curated record. Gene Ontology annotation, biological process: phospholipase C-activating G protein-coupled receptor signaling pathway; positive regulation of Rho protein signal transduction; blood coagulation. The coding region runs from base 1 to 1206 and encodes 401 amino acids. The transcript is spliced from 4 exons.
AUGCAGGGCGACCCCAUCUACAAGUGUGCUAUUGCGUGCCGGCAGCUGGAAAUCACCCGUGACGUCCCAGGCCACCCCACCGAGAUGUCCCGGCCGGUGCUUCCACCCGGUUCCGCUGCUGCCUGUGUGGUCCUCCUGCUUGGCUGUGCCUGGCUCAGCUCAGCCACCCAAUUCUCCCCAGCGCAUAGCAAAGGGCGAGUCUUGAUCCCCCUCGUUCCCCAAGAAGAAGCCAAGUGCCCCAGUGCCUCUGUGGAAAGUUUUCUCAACAGCACCCUCACCACUCGCCUCCUCCCUGCCCUCUACUCUGUGGUCCUGCUUGUGGGGCUGCCGGCCAAUGCUCUGGCCUGUUGGGUUCUGGUGAUCAACUUCAGAAGAUGUUCCAGCACCCUCUUCCUGCUCAACCUGGCCAGUGCUGACCUGCUCUUUGUCCUCCUGCUGCCCUUCAAGAUCUCCUACCACCUGUUGGGCAAUCACUGGCUCUUUGGGGACUACCUGUGCCGCACCAUGGUGGCCUUCUUCUACGGGAACAUGUACAGCUCCAUCCUCUUCCUCACCUGUAUUGGCCUGGAGCGCUACAUCUCUGUGGUACACCCGUUCCUGUGGAAGGGCUCCAGUUGGACACGGGGCAAGGCAGGUGUCUGUGUGGCCAUCUGGCUGGUGGUGGGGCUGGGCAUGAGCCCUCUGCUUUUGCACCCCCAGAUACAUCAUAUCUCGAGCCUGAACAUCACAACGUGCCACGAUGUCCUAGAAAAGGAUAAACACAUGUUUCUCGUCUACUAUUUCCUCUCCCUGGUGGGAGUGGGCUUUGGCUUGCCCUUCGUGCUCAUGACCAUCUCCUACAGCUGCAUCCUGGUGCAGCUUCUGGCCAAGGGGAAACGCUACGGGCAGUUGGUACGUGUCCUGGCCCUGGUCCUCCUGGUCUUCAUCCUCUGCUUCACCCCCAGCAACGUGCUGCUCUUCAUCCACUACAUGCUGGAGGCCACGGGGUGCCACAACAUCACUUACAUCUGGUAUGCCCUCGCCCUGGUGCUCAGCGCCUUCAACAACUGCUUCGAUCCCUUCAUCUACUUCUACAUUUCUGAGGAUUUUCGGGGCUGGGUCCGGGAUGCAGUCAGCUGCUGCCCAGGAGGGCUCAAGACCUCUUCAGGGAGGGCUUCGGAGAAGAUAGCCUUGCCCCUGAGGUCCAGCGAGCAGAGCCAGCUGUAG